AAUCAUCCUCGUCGACAUUGACAGGAUGGCCUCGCCCGUGCUACGGUCGCCCGACCUCGUCGCCGCCAUCGCCGCGUACCAAGAAGGCCUACCAGAAGACUUGGCCGUGGCCCAGCGCCUCGCUGAUGCCAUUGAGCUCACGCCGUGCUCGCAACACCCCAACGAGGAGCAAACCGGAUACCUCGCUCACGUUCCUGCCAGGCUCGCGGCGCUGCCUUACCUCCAGCGCUACGCCCACCCGACGACCAAGCUGCCAAACCACGCGCUCUUUGUCUCGCCAAGCGUGUACGACCGAGCUCUCGCGCUCCACCUCGCGAUCGUCGACGGCGACAUGGCGCUCGUCCAGCAAUGGCUGCGAUGGGAUGCAUCGCUUUGCACAUCAGCAACGCUCGAGCUGGCCGCGGCCGCAUCCCAAGGUCCGAUUCUGCGCCUCCUUUUAGUGCAGUUUCCCGCAUUCGCGACCACCAAGAUGAUGGACCUCGUGGCUUUGUCGGGCGACCUUGCGCUGCUUUCGUGGCUUCACGAGGCCGGCGCGCACUGCACUUCGGCGGCGAUGGAUGGCGCGGCCAUGAACGGGCACCUCGAUGUCGUGGUCUUUCUGCAUGCAACGCGCACCGAGGGCUGCACGAGCGUUGCGGCCACCGCGGCGGUGGUCCACGGCCACGCGGCGAUCGUCCAGUACCUUCUCUCAGAACGCACCGAAGGCGUCAAGCCGUGGCUCUACUUUGAGGCCCCGCACGGCAAGCACAAGAGUCAUAGCGUACGUGGCGAGACACAUCUUCAAGCGGUCGACCUUGUUGCAGCGACGCUCCAGCUGGCGGACGCAGCGUUCACGCGCAUCGUACAGCAGGCGGGGCUCGCAGCGCUGCGGCACGUGUACACGCGUGGAUACCUAAAAAAGAUGACCAGAGCGUUGCUGGAGCUCGCUGUCGCCACGCGAGACCACGCAAUGUUGCGCUACGUCUUGGAGUGCAUCGACCAAGAGUACGCGCGACCGCAAGAAGCCGACGACGAGUGGCUGCCGCCAGACGCACCAGAGGACAUGACAGUCGACUUUCGCCGAGGGCCGCGGCGGUACGCCGACGGUGACCAUCCGAUCGAUCGGUGGGAGCACUGCAGAGUGAUGGAGCUGGCGGCUUGCAACGGUGACAUCACGUCGCUGGAGCUCUUGCACAAGAGCCGACUCCGCGUCGGCUCGACGCGAGCUAUCGAGUAUGCGGGCUACUGUGGUCACCUGCACGUGCUGCAUUGGCUGCACGCGCACCGGCGCGACGGCUGUACCGAAGACGCCAUGACUCUUGCUGCCCUCGCCGGCCGCUGGGACGUAGUUCGUUGGCUUCACGAAGACUACGGACUUUGCCGGACCCACGCCGCCUUGGCAACCGCAGCCUAUGCAGGCCAUCUGGCGAUAGUAAAGUACCUCUUGGAUGUGCCGACGGGCGGCGCCGACAAUCACACGGAUAAGCCUGACGACAGCUCUCGCUAUAUCACGGUGAUGCCAGCGCUUUGUGGUGGCGCCGAGUUCGACUACUUCAAAGGGUCGGCGACGUACUGGGCGGCUACUCAAGGCCACCUCGAGAUCGUCGAGCUGCUCGUCGCGCGGGGCCACCCCGUGCCGCCAACUGCCAUGAGCGAGGCCGUCUCGAGCGGUCACUUGCACGUCGUGCGCUACCUCCACGAGGGGUUUGGCCACAUCUGCACCUACUACCGGUCCCUCUUGAGCGCGGUUGAGGGGCGCCACAUCGACACUGUCGCGUACGUGCUACAGAAGAGAUGCUGGCAGCUCGGUUGGUCGCUGUCCAACGACGAUCGGACCGAAAUCGCUUGGCACAUGCUGCUCGUGGCCGCCGCGCGCAGCGGCAGCCUGUCCAUCUUGGAGCUCAUUUGCAACACCUUCCCGAUCAACCUCGCAACGGAAUUACCGCGCCGCGUCUCGGAGCGCAUGCUCCUCCGUGCUGCGUCGCUCGGUCAUCUCGAGAUGCUGCAGCAUUUGCACGAACGCUACGGCUUUGGAUGGACGCCGCUGGUCCGAGAGGCGGCGAUGCACCGUGGCCACAAAAAAGUGCUGCGCUACUUUGAUACACUCGGGCCCGCGACAGCCUCUGUCCAUGCUACCGACGAGCGUGGGCUCUGGCGCUACGGAAAUGAUUUCAGUUUUUACGUGACGAGGGUCGACGGUGUUCUCGGCGUGCAGCCCAUGUGAUCGGUCGUCUAUAUGGUCAAGCCAACAUACUAUAUACUAGUAGGCCUGGACCUAGGUCCUUCACCCACUGCAAUAGUACGACAACUAUAGCUAUCCGCGUGUUC
Molecule: messenger RNA, 2307 nt
Organism: Saprolegnia diclina VS20
Lineage: Eukaryota; Oomycota; Saprolegniomycetes; Saprolegniales; Saprolegniaceae
Exons: 1
Coding region: 26-2203 (725 amino acids)
Source: RefSeq, a predicted model, not a curated record